Messenger RNA from Menidia menidia (Atlantic silverside), 2979 nucleotides. The record is from the annotation of a GenBank genome assembly. NCBI's taxonomy places the organism in Eukaryota, Metazoa, Chordata, Actinopteri, Atheriniformes, Atherinopsidae.
AUGACUCUGCCCGGUCUGACCGCAAAGAGAACGCCCUUCCCGGCUUCAAGGUCCCGCCCCUCGCUCCCACUCAACUGCACGCAAACUCAGAGCCUUCCUCUAGAAAAUGCCCAACCUGGACAUUGUGUUUCUGCCGCCAGAGACAAAGUGCCUCUAGGUCAAGCUGAGGUGAAGCGUUACGACACGGAGGAGUUUCCUCAGAAUGGAUCGGCGACGCUCAGCCCUUCUGCGACACGCCCUCAGUCUUCAGGAGGAGCCGCGGGGGGCCACGCCGUUUCACUUCUUUCGGGGAAUGAAAUAGAGCAUCAGGCGUCAGCAGAAAGAAAGGAAACUCAACAAUAUGUGGAAAUGCUUGUAUCUACUCAAGAAGCUGUCACACCAAAUACUAUGGAGAAUUCUACUCUCAGCAACGUGGAUUUCCUGGAUUCUCCAUUUCGCUAUAAGCUCUUCCCAGUUAUUUAUACCCUUGUUUUUAUUCUGGGGCUUAUUUCCAAUGUCUACAUACUGUUUGUCUUGCGGUGCCUUCGGGGAACAAAGGCUAUGGGAGAGAUCCGCAUCUACAUGACCAACCUGACCAUUGCUGAUCUCCUUUAUGUGUGCACCCUUCCCUUCUGGAUUGGUUAUUAUAUUCGCAGCGGUGAUUGGGUCUAUAGUGAGAUCAUGUGCCAGGUGUCUGGCUCCCUAUAUUACAUCAACACCUAUGGUUCUAUCCUUUUCCUUGGAGCUAUCAGCCUCAACCGAUACCUUGCGGUCACUCGGCCCCUGAAUACAGCCUCUUCAGAUCACAGGCGCCGUGGGAUCAUAGUGUGUGUUAUUAUCUGGUUGUUCACAGUUUCAAUGUCCAUUCCAAAUCUUACACAAAAGGGGACACACAAUGAUGGUAGCUUAACUCGAUGUUUUGAGGGAUACCACAAUGAAACAAACGAAGAGAAGAGGGCAGUUGCGACGACUCAUUUCUUAAUAAUUGGAUUGUUUUUUGUUGUCUUUUUCAUUAUUGUGAUAUUCAAUGUCCUUAUGGCUCGGGCUCUGGUUAUUCAAAAAACUCCUACGGCUAAAUUUUCCUCUCAAACAAACCUAUCUAAAAAGUCCCACAGAACCAUGUCAACCACAUAUGAAAGGCCCAGAGGGGUGAAACGUAGGGCUCUGAAGAUGCUCCUAGCAGUGGUGGGAGUGUUUGUUUUGUGUUUCAUUCCCCACCACAUAAUUCAAGGGCCCUGGGCACUGGCGGUCCUAAACAUCACAGAAGGCUGGGGCUCCAUGGACUGGAACCUGGACACUCGUCAAGCACUUAACGAUGCGCAUCAGAUCGCCUUGGCUAUCAUGAGCCUCAACAGCAUUUUUGACCCUGUCAUCUAUUAUUUUGCCACAAAGAAGUUUCGAAAGUUGAUUGUGGUCCACCUUAAAAAGCUAGUAAAGGGAGAGAGUAUCUGCUCCCACACAGUCAACACACACAUUUCAAUUGACAGCAAAGAUCAGAGCCAAAGACAUCACAGCAUUCACCCAAAUCCCAAUGAGGAAUAACUCAAGGAUUAUGUGUGUGAGAUGUCAUCAACUGAGUGACGUCCAUGGACUAUGUACUGGUUGAGCAGAUUCCUAGGUUUGAGUCCCACCCUGAGCCAGUUGUUCUAAGUCGUUAUUUAAUGCAUAUUAAAAGUCUUAAGUUCUUUUUGUCUUUAUUAACCAGUGUUUCUUGACUGUGGUUCUUCAGCCUCAUUGUCUUGCAUGCUUUCUUUUUUUCCCUGUUCCAUCACGCAUGAUUAAAAAUGGCUUUGCUCUUCCAUUUUUAAGAUCAGCAGUAAGUAGAUGGCCUUUAAGAUUCGGACUGGGAAACAAAAUAUUGUACUUAUACCGAGAACAAAGAGGAGCAAUCCCUUGCAGACUCUCAUUGUAUUAAACAAACUACUGAAUCAUUUAUUCAUUUUUUGUUGGUCAUUUUCAGUUAAAAAAUGUGUCUCAUUCCUAAGCUUCAGCAGCUAUGUGAAGUUUGACCCAUGUCAUCUGCUUAACAAUUCAUGGAUUAAGGACUAAUGAUUAAAUUGAUCCAUGAAUUUAUCUCCAGUAGACCUAAUUACUGUAAAAGUGUAUUUACUGGUAUGUCUUGAAGAUAACCCAGACAGCCUCUGCUCAUUAAAAAAGCAGCUGCUUGGGUUCACCAAAAAGUGGAUAAUACAGUUUAACUUUACACUGACUUUCUAUCCAUGAAUGAGUUGAUUUUAGAAUACAGCUGUUGUUUCAUAAAGCUUUAAUGUGGAUUGUCUCUGGUGUUUCUGUCCACGGGUUAAGAGCUAAACAUGGUUUUAUUGGCACCAUAUGUGGAACAAUGUUAGGACUUUUAUUAAUGAAUUCGAUUAAAAGACUUUUGAACUGAAUUGAAGGACUGAUGAAGACCUUUUAGCCGGACUGUACUGUACUUCUUUGCUGUUGUUUUUUAAAAACUGUAUAUUUUAUUAGCGCAGUUUCAGUCAUCUUGUUGCUGAUUUGUGCCACACAAAUAAAAUGACUGUAUCUUAAAAGAUGUAGAGGAAGUCAAACAUCCUCAUUCUUAGAUACUAGGAAACAUUAAACACAUUCAGCUUAUUUGUGUCUUAUCAGUAGGUAAUGUGGCUAACUAUCUCAGUUAUUUGAAUUUGUAUUUUACUGUCAGAUUGACGUUGUGUGUUGUGACAUUAAAAUGCAGAAGUUUUAAUACUUUUCCUGUUUCCCAUAUGACAUUUUUAUUUGCACCAGACCUCGAUCAGAUAAUCGUGGUAGACCCAUCAUGCUGAUUAUUCAGCAAUUUGCUACUUACUGAACCAGAAUUUGUUUUGUUUUUGUAUCUACUUUGAGCUUAGUUGAUGUUUGAAGCAUAUUCAUUCUACAUGGUGUUAUACUCAAAAUGUCGCACGGUGUUAUUUUUAUCUUUAAUCUUUAAAAAAAUGUGCUCCAUAUUUUUCUUUAAUAGCAUUUGUUUGUGACAAUAAGUUGUGGUGUUUCAAACAU